Messenger RNA from Drosophila melanogaster (fruit fly), 5978 nucleotides. RefSeq lists its product as uncharacterized. The record is from RefSeq and is marked reviewed. Gene Ontology annotation, biological process: regulation of small GTPase mediated signal transduction. The transcript is spliced from 15 exons. Gene Ontology annotation, molecular function: GTPase activator activity. NCBI's taxonomy places the organism in Eukaryota, Metazoa, Arthropoda, Insecta, Diptera, Drosophilidae. The coding region runs from base 440 to 5587 and encodes 1715 amino acids.
GCUCCAUCUCGCUCGCUCGCUUUUCGCUGUGGAUUUCUAUUUUUUUUUUUUAUUGUAUUAAACAAAUCGCAAAAAUAGGUCUUUAAUGGCGGUGUAAUCGAAUCGUAGUUGUAAACAAAAACAAAUAAAAGGGGCGGGAAGUGCGAGACAACAUAAACAUUUGGGGAACUUCGCAUUUUGCAACAUGAGAGCGGUCAAUUAGCAAGUCAACAACAACAACAACAACAUGGCGCACCUGCACCUAAAUUCUUCAUGUUGACGUCAACAAAGUGAAAUCCGAUCAAGAAAUCGUAGCGAUCGCAGAGAAGGGACCGCCAUACGGAUUAUCGGGUGAAUAGGAAGCAUCGAGGAGGAGGAGGAUUACCACGAUCCCCAGGAUCAUCAGGAGCAGCAGAGUCCCCAGGAUCCCUAGAGUCCUUGGACUCCUCACCACACCAGGAUGUACUCCGAGUGGGCCUCGCUGUCUGCCCAAAUCACAGCCAACAGCUGCGGCGCCCAGUGCUUCAGUGUGCUCAACAAAUUCCCCGCCUCCGCCGGACGCGAAGUGGUCGUCUCCGUGGUCAAGCAGCUGGGCACCAAUCUGGGCAUCACGCAGAAUGCAGAGCCCAGUCACCUGGUCAAAGACGAAGAGGUAAAAUGGUGCAUGGACGUGAUCUGCUUCGGACUUUCGCUUCCUCUGCAGGAACACGAGACGAUCAAGGAUUGCGUGAAUGUGUACUGCGAGUGGCUGACGGCGCUGCAUCCGCAGCCCAGGAUCAGUGUACCGAAGCCGAUAUGCGAGGAUGCCAAUCUCUAUGCUCGCCAGAUCAUCAAUCACUUUCACAAUCUGUUUGUGCCGCGCCAGGGCGAAAGUGCAGAUACAAUUAAACGGCAGGCAGUGCUCUGCCAUCGGGUGCUACGAACUCUGCAGCAAACUGCUCAGAUAUCGCAGCUAAUGGAUCGGCAGACGUGGGACACGCUGCUUCUCUUUCUGCUGGCUAUCAAUGAGAUCCUGCUGGCGCCGCCCACCGUCAAGGACGAUGUGGGCGAUCAGCUGUGCGAGCGUGUGCUAUCCGUGCUCUUCGAGGUCUGGCUUCUGGCCUGCGUUCGCAGUUUUCCCUCACCGUCGAUGUGGAAGACGCUGCAGGAGUCGUGUGCCAUGUGGCGACACCGUGUAGCCCUCGUGGAUCAAUGGAAUCGAGUGAACUUGGCACUAACCGCUCGCCUGCUGGAGUUCAGCUAUGGUCCUGCGUUUCCACAGCUCAAGAAUGCCGACGAGGAUGGCCAGCUGAUACCAAUUGGAAUGUCCAACGACUGUGUGGCCCAGACUUGGUACCGCUUCCUGCGUAUGAUUGGCAAUCCCACGGCGCUCUGUUCACCACAUAUCAUCAGCAAAUCAUCACACUUUGUUCAGUGGGCGUUGACCCAUGAAAAGGGCGCCGAGACGCAUCAGCAUCCCUGCCUGCAACAACUGCCGCAGAUCUUCCUCAAUGCCAUGAAGGGAAUUUCCAGUCAAGUGGACGCUUUUCUAGGCGUUUAUCAGCCGCCGCCGCAGCAAACGGAUGGUGUAGUGACGAAUCUGCUGGAAAUACGGCACUCGCUCAACGAGGCCACCUCCUCGACCCUGCAGCAGUUCAUCCACUCGAGUAGCGCCACGAAUAUUGCGAACCAGCAGAAUCAGCCAGCCCAUCACCAUCAUCACCUCCACUAUCCGCAUUUGCAUUUACAUGGCGCUGGUAGCUUUCUGCGCGACAAUUUCAUGAGCAACUCGGCCAGCUCUGCUCUGAAUGCCAUAAUGGGUCACCAUGGCGGCCACCAUGGCCACCACCAUCAGCAGCAGCAGCAGCAGCAGCAGCAGCUCCAGAUAAGUGCCUCGCCCACCAGCAGCCUGACGACGAGCGGCAGCUCCGCCGUGGGCAGCACCAGUGCCGGUGGCAGUCACUCCGCCGGAGUCGUUGGCAGCAUAUCCUUUGGCGCCACUGAAUCGCCUGGACCGGGUCAGGCCUCUGCCUCUGCCACGCCCACACCGCCACUUCAGCGACGUCUGGCGAAAAGCUUCAGCGUAGCACCUACCAUCACACAACAGAAGGGCUUGAGCAAGACCUCGCUUAUUGGCCUCACCGGCGGUGGUGCACGCAACGCGAUCAGCAGCAGCAGCACCACCACCACCAAUGCCGGCAGCACGGGAGGAACGGGAUCGGGAGAUGGAUCCGCUCCUGCUCCGCUGCCCACAACUCCCACGUCCACGUCGGGUCCGCCGUCGGCGAGUAGCAGCAUCAACUCUCUGCCGUUGACUUCGAUGGGAGCGGGUGUCGAGCUGGCCGUGGCCAGACCCAAAUGCAACAGCAUUCUCCACGUAUUCCACGAGUGGCUCUUCGAGGCGGCGCACAUCGGAGGCGACACUUGGCGGCAAAAUCGUAAAAAGCAAGCAUGCGAGGCCAGUAAACGGCCAUCGUCGAUGAUAAUGGAGCACCGCAAGGGAUCGAUAUCGUUGUCGCAGCCCAACUCUCUGAACGAUCCGCAAUCGUUGCCACCCACGCUGACCAUCGACAAGUAUGAGUCCGGCCGAGCCGAGGCCAUUGGAACGCUGUGCAAGAUCUUCUGUGCAAAGAAGACGGGCGAGGAGAUUCUGCCCGUCUAUCUGGCCCGCUUCUACAUGGCAUUGCAGCAGUGCCUGAAGAUUACAGAGUCGCGGGAAUGCGACGAGACGUUGGCCAGCAUCCUGCUGCAUUCGAGUGACCUGUUUCGCCUGGACCUGGAUGGGAUUAAUGUGCUGCUGCCCGGUUUCAUUGCCGCCUUGGAAAUCGUACUGCCCGACAAGGACCUCAAGCUGAAGACGCAAUCGAUGGUCUUUAAUCGCACCGAAUUGCGCCGUUCGGCGAUUAACAUCCUGCUGUCCAUCAUGGUGCUGCCGUUGCACUACCAAACGCUGCCCAUUCGGGAUUUGACCUGCGAAUCGAGCGAGAAAAUGUUUACCUUCAUCCAACUGAAGUCGCGGCUCAUGAACAUCUUGAUGAAUGCCCUGCAGGUCGAGACGGAUGCCCAAAACACGCACAUGCUUCUGGGCGGCCUGCUGCUCUGCGUUCAGGAUGCCGUCACCUUCGAGGAGACGGAACUGGGCGGCGGCAAUGCCAAUCUCUCGCAGAACUCGAGUGGUGUGCAGCAUCAUGACGCCAAUCUACUGAGUUCGGCGUGCUCGGAGCGUUCCGCUUCGCUGGUCAGCGCUGGCACAGCCAGCUUGGGCGGUCAGACGACGGCCACCAUGGGAGCGGGAUCGGGCUCCAUUCGCGACACCGCCUCCGCCCACGACUACCCCAGUCUGACCAUAUCCGAUGACAUGUCAUUCGAGUUCGGCCAGGAACUGGAAGGGGUGACCACCUAUGAUAAUGCCCAUGCUCUAUUUGUGCGCGCCACGUAUUUGGUCUGCCAUCGUCUGAUCUCGUCGUGGAAGACGGAUCUGAAUGUUUCGCUGGCCGCCUUGGAGUUGCUGUCCGGCUUGGCCAGGUUACAUAUCCGGGAAACAGAGUGCAAGCGGGCCGUGAAGUGGAUCUGUGACUAUAUAUGCUACCAGUGCUCCCGUCCGCCGCCGGCGCAUAGCAAGGAUCUGCACAGCACCAUUGUGGCGGCCUUUCAGUGCACCGCCGCCUGGCUGAUGCAGCAUCCCUAUUUGCUGCAGGACAAGGAUUGCCUGCAAACGGUCCUCGAGGUGGUUGAGCUGGGCAUUUCGGGCACCAAGAGCCAGAGCAAGGGCACCGAUAUACCCAAAUUUAAGGACGAAAAGGAGCUAAAGCCCGCCUCGAUGAGAGUGCGAGAUGCUGCUGAGAAUCUGCUGACAAUUAUCCUCGAGCAAGUGGGCUAUUUCCCCAGCGAAUGCGGUCCAGAGUCCAUAUCCUCGCUAUUGGAUGAGCUGGCGCUCAUGAAGCACUGCAACUCUAUGGUGCCGGCGGCGGCGGCCAGCAGUGAGCAGGCCAUUGCCAAGUUUAAGUACUUUGUGACCGAGAACUCCACCAUAUUGGCACUGCUCGAGGAGCCGUUGGGCAAUGACCAGGAUCCCCAACCCACAGUGACUCUGCUCAUACGCGGUCCCUUUGGUCGACAUGCCUGGACCAUGCAGUUGCGUCAUCUGCCUCGCAGUAAGUCUGGGAUUAAGUACCAUGCCAUUAAUCCUGGCAGGCCCAUACCCAUGAACGAUGUGACGCAACGGCUGGAUAGCGAGCAAAAGAACUUUCCCGACGGCGUGGACAAAGUGCAACCGUGUGUGGCGGACUACUCUAUACCCACCAUCGAACAAAUGCGCGAGCAAUACGGCACUGCUGUCAUACGGGAGCUGGAGUCGUUGCUGGAGAACCAGAGCAUUCACGAGAAACUGGCCUGGGCGGAGGCGGACACCAGUGCGGAUAGUUUGUCGCAUGCCCAAGAAUGUGUGCCGCCAACGGUGUGCCACGAGUUCCAUGCGGCGCGUCUAUUUCUCUCACAUUUUGGUUUUCUGGGAUUCGAGACGCGGAAUCCACAGAAUCCAGCUGAGGCACUGGGCAAUCCGCCACAGCGACCGCUAAUCGUGCUGGACACCAAGUCCGCAGCCUUCGCCGCCGAUCUGGAUCGUUUGGACAAGCUGAGUGCGAGGACGCACGACAGCGUUUAUGUGUUCUAUGUGAAGAGUGGCCAAACGAGUGCCCAGCAGAUUAUCGCCAAUAUGGGCGAGGAAUCGUCUGCCAGCCAUGAUCCGCACUUCGCUAGCAUGCUGCAAACGCUGGGCUGGCCGGUUCAGGUUUCAGAACACUCUGGCUGGACGGGCUUUGCCCACAACUCGUGGUCACUCAAGGGAACGCCCGAGGAGCAGCUAAAGUCCACUGCCAACGAGCUGAACUAUAAUGGAUCACAGAGGGUGCUCUACUGGGCGGAUGUGUCAUCGGAAAUCGCCUUCGUGGUGCCCACGACAUGGAAUCUGCGUUACAAUAGCGACACUUGCGAUAGUGGAAGUAUCUCGAGCACGGAUCAGAUUGGCUCCAGCAAUGUCUGGACACGCGGAGAGGCCGAUAGUGCGGCUGGCCUGGCAAAAUCCAAGUCAAGGAAUCUUAGCCUAGAACUCGACACGAAUCGCAGGGAUGUAAAGGAGCCAGUUCCGCCGACGCGACGAAAAGGAAAUGUGACGAAACCCACACUAUUGGCCCAGGCGCCGGCCAAAAUCUUUUUGGUGUGGCUGGAGAGCUAUGAGGAUUACCUAAACUUUCCGCUCGAGGAUCUGCUAGCCUAUACACGCACUGGCGAGGAGCUGCAGACGCAACAGUUGCCUCGCGCCUCCGACUGUCACGUGAUCUUCGUGCAUUCGUUGCUCUCGGGACUUCUGAGAGUAAAGUUGCAGGGUCCACCGGGAAGGAUGAGCUUUGCCACGCCCCUGGUCGAUGGCAUGGUCCUGAGCCGGCGGGUAGUCGGAAAUCUGGUUCGACAAACGGCAUUGAACAUAUCACGCCGCCGGCGUCUGGACAAUGAUAACUACCAACCGCCUCAUGUGCGACGACGACUCAAGGUGCAGGACAUUGUCCAGAAGUACAAAAUGGAUCUGAGCGAGGCCGAUCUGUUGGCCCAUCUGUUCCAACGCGCAAUUUAGCCGGCUAUCGGAAGUAUUAUUAACCCGCUACCUAGUUUAAGAGCCAGAGAAGUGGUCUUUUCUAUAUUCUGUAUUAACGUGUGCUUAACUAAAACCCCAAAACAAAACUGAUCCAUAAUCGGUGUCCACUGAGUGUUACCCGAUUGAUUAUCGUAUGCUAAUUAUUAUUUAUUGCUAAUAAAUCGAAUUAUACUUUGUAAAAGUAUUUGUAAUAUUAUAAGCCAUGCGUUUUUCGCCUCCGUUUUGGGCAAUCCGUUCAAGCUAUGCUGGUAGUGGAAACAAUGGCUCUCCAUGUGUAUUCACAUAAUUGGCAGCCACAUCCGAAAUCAAUUUUGUCCACAGCAUGUGGGUACGAUUCGAGAUGAUCGCGUGAGGAGCAAAUGAAAGCAAG